AUGGAUAAACGCACACGAGAAUUGAGGGAACGUAUGACCGGCGGGGUAGGUAAAUCAAAGGGGGCAGAAAAGAAGGCCACCGAAACCGAAGAGAAGGCGGUUCAGGCUUGGAGGCCGUCGUUCCGACCGGAAGAUUUCAUGGAGGAAGUUCCGUCCAAAGGCCCUGAAACCGACAUAGCAGGUGCUUCUGAGACAACCGAUAAAAUUAAAGAAGAUGAGGCUGAUGGCUUGGACCUCAAGCUUUCUUUGUAG
Ilex paraguariensis (yerba mate) is the source of this 252-nucleotide messenger RNA. Lineage: Eukaryota; Viridiplantae; Streptophyta; Magnoliopsida; Aquifoliales; Aquifoliaceae. The record is from the annotation of a GenBank genome assembly.